Sphaerulina musiva SO2202 is the source of this 1804-nucleotide messenger RNA. RefSeq lists its product as uncharacterized. The coding region runs from base 121 to 1731 and encodes 536 amino acids. Gene Ontology annotation, molecular function: protein phosphatase regulator activity. Gene Ontology annotation, biological process: protein dephosphorylation. Gene Ontology annotation, cellular component: nucleus; cytoplasm; protein phosphatase 4 complex. The record is from RefSeq and is a predicted model, not a curated record. Lineage: Eukaryota; Fungi; Ascomycota; Dothideomycetes; Mycosphaerellales; Mycosphaerellaceae. The transcript has 3 exons.
GUUGUGCUACGCGAUUCAGGUUGCCGUUGUCGUGCACAGGCGUGUCGUCAGCAGAGCUUGGCGAUCUCCAACUUUCACGUCAAUAAACAUCUUUGCGCCAGACAGCAUACCAUCACGACCAUGCUAUCCGAGGAACAACUACUGGAGACGGCAGCUAGCGAUGGCUCACUAGAUAUCACAGAAUGGCCUCGCGUGCUGGAGAGCUUGCUCCAACGACUUCACGAUAUUGUCUAUAACGAGUUUCCCAUACCACAGCUGUCCCUCCACGAAGCCGCGCCGCAACAUCCGCCAAUAGACCCCGAAGUGGUCGCCUCGACACCGCCGCCACGAAUACCCACCAGCGACGUCACCGAUGUGACCGAGAGCAGUCUGCCAGGUCCCGAGAGUGAGCGUCCACCAGACAGCCAGAGCAGCUCGAAGGAGAAUGAGGCCCCCGUUGUCAAUCAUGCCGCUGGGCGGCCUCUCGCGGCGCCUCGGGGCUUCGAGGUGACGACAGACUCGCAGCGCACAGAAGCAGUACCUUCACCCACCGUCCUCACAGACGGAAUGCAGCUCUCGGUCCAAGGGACUCUGCCGCCCGAGCUAUUAAGCAUGUACCAGUCCUCCACAAAGAUCCUGCAAUACGACUUCGCUGAGAGCCCCCCGUAUACAAUCCAACGGCUGGCUGAGCUUGUGCUCCGCCCGAAGAGACACUACCGUUUUCUACCUGCUUACUUGCGUGCCCUCGAUCGCAUAGUCUCAGUCAGCUCGCCGUUGACGGACUUCCCUCUACCAACCCUGCGCGUACCGGCAAAUGGAGGCUUCCUGACGAAUGGUGAAGUGCAAGUCAAUGGCGUCUCGGAAAGAGAUGGUCUCGGUAGUGACGAGAGCUUAGGGGGCGCACUUCUGACACCUAUACCAUGGCUGAGAAAUCAGACCGGUAUUUUGGCGUCCUCUUCAGGCACAGACAGCAACAGUCAGGGUGAGCUCCACAGCGAAAGCACGGAAAUGGUUGAUGGUCCUCACGGACCAGGAGGCAUCGAGACGGUAUCUGUGACCGUGAACGGCAUUCAUAGCACGGGUGUGCCACAGCAGCAGGUGACAUCUUCGCCCAUUGCUUCACCGACGUUAUCAGAGCAAAGCGAUGCUAGCACCGGCUCUGCUUCGUCGACGGAGGCGCAGCUGAGAGAACAAGGGGCUGUCACACAGGGAGAGCUACUGAGGCAAGAGCAAGAAGCGGGAGUCGUGCCAAUGAGUGCAGCAGGCCAGCCCCGGCGAGUAUUGCAUUAUACUGGCGCUGUAGGUCGAGAGUCUGCUUCUGCAGUGCCUAGCAUUACGGAGGCGGCGCUGGACGAAGGAAUGGGAGAGCAGCCUCACGCCCGAGGACCAGAGGAGAUCGGAGAUGUGGAUAUGGGUCCUCAGAGGCGUCCUGGUGAUGGUGGUCCGGCGCUUGAUCUGGAAGCUGCAGUAGGCAGAGGCAGAUCGAAGAGUCCUAUGCCGGACAUUGGAGACGCCUUCCCUGCUGCGCAAAGCGACGACGAGGUGAUGGGAGAGCCUGGAGCACCUGGACAGGAUUCACAGGACGUGGACAAGGACAUCGAGCAGUUGAAGAGAGCUAUGGACCAAGAAAAAGAACAAGAGGCAAAGGAUGCCGACGGGGAUGUCAUGGUCGCGGACGUCGAUGGGAAUCCGGUUGAACAGAAAACAGAUGGGGACAAUCAGCCUGGCGCAGUGGACGCGACGACGAUUUGAGAGACGCGGUAAGGUAUAUGUCGAGCUGAGCUACGAGAUACCGCUGCGAUGACGAGCAUAGAAUAUGGAAAGG